GCGGAAAGGCUGCGGCGGCGGCCAAGAAGCCAUGGCCCGGGCCCCGCUCCUCCUCCUCCUCCUCCUGGCGGGCUCCGCCGGGGCCGCGCAGCCGGGGGAGCGGAGGGGCUCCGGCGCGGAGGGCGGUGGACAGCGGAGGCGGCGGGAGGCUCCCCCGGCGGAGCCCUGGCUCUCAGACCAGGGCUUGGUCUCGGAGUAUUUCUCGCAGGGCUCCCAGAGGCUCUCCUCCUUCAGCUGGUAUGGCAACGCCAAAGUCUUCCGCUUCCGCGUCCCGGAGGACACGGUCCUGCUCCGAUGGCUCCUGCAGGUCUCCCGCGGAAGGAGCCCCGCCUGCGGCCCCGCUCAGGUCUCGGUCCACAUCCGCCACGGAGCCCCGCCGGUCAUCAACCCGCUGGGCACCCAGUUCCCCGCCAACAUGAGCCUGCGCCUCUCCUACAACCUGACGCUGACCCUGGCAUCCGCCCUCCAGAACAGCACCUUCCUCAACCUCACCAGCCCUGCGGCGGGCGACUGGUUCCUGGCGGCCCACCUGCCGGAGCCCACCGGGAAGAUCGAGGUGCAGGGCAUCUCCACGCCAUGCUCCUACGUCUUCCAGCCAGACAUGUUUGUGCUGCGCAUGGUGGACAUGUCGGUCCUCGAGCCCGGCGUCCCCCUACUUCAAACCAUUGCCUGGCCAACGCAGCUGCUCCACGUCAAGGUCUUUGUCCCCGCGUACAGCGCCACGCUGCGCUUUGAGCUGGGGGGCUGCACCGUGAACAAUUCUGCCGCCUGUGCCCUGCGGGUGACACUGGGCCCCACCACGCUGCCCCACUCCUUCCAGAAGGUGCUCGACUGCCCAGGUGCCUGCAGCCGCCUCCUCGCCUCACCCCCCUGGGAGAAGUGGCUUCUGGUCUCCGUGGAGAGCCUCAGUGGCUCUGGUGCCAGCCUUUCCUUUCAGAUGACCGCCUCCUUCACAGCCUGCAGGCCAGGGGGGCCGGGCUCCUUCCUGAGUUUCUUCCAGAGCCUGAAUCGGAGCCAGGAGGCCUCAGAGUUGGGAGGUGACCCCAGUGCUAUGCUGCCUGCCAGUGCGGGUGCCCAUGAUCCUUCUGCCUCAGGCAGCUCAUGCCUGUGGGGUCAGUCAGUCAUCCGGGAGGACCUGGACGUGGUGUCUGUGCGCUUCCGGGUCCUUGGUGAUGCCAACGUGCCCGUCCAGGCCGAGCCUCCCUCUCUGCUCCUGCUGAACCUCAAUUCAGGCAUGGAUAGUGGAGGGACCCUGGUGCUGAACCUGGCGCUGAACAAGACCUCCCUGGGCAUCGGGAAUGGCACUGUCCGGGCCUGCUUGAGUGCUGCCUCCCCAGUCCUGUCCCCAAAUGCCACGGGGGGAUGUGGGACAGCAUUCUCCCAAGGCUACCAGCUGAACGUGACCAUGUCUUCCAUGGAGGCUUCCCUUGUGGUCCCCUACCCAGAGUCUAGCAACUGGUUCCUUUCCCUCCAGCUUGUUUGCCCCAGAUCUGCGGAGGAAUGCCACAAAGCCAAAGCCCAGGUGGCCGUCCUCGCCUACCUCAGCCCCUGCUUCAAUGACUGUGGGACAUAUGGGCAGUGCAGCCUCAUGAGACGCCAUGGCUACCUCUAUGCCGGUUGCAACUGCAAGGCUGGUUGGAGCGGCUGGAGCUGCACAGAUGGGACCAAAGCCCAGACUCUUGGCGCCCAGACGCUGGCCACUCUCUUGCUGACGCUCAGUAACCUCUUUUUCUUGCCUGCCAUUGUGGUUGCCCUGUAUCGCUACUACCUGGUUGAGGCCUCUGUCUACACCUUCACCAUGUUCUUCUCUGCAUUCUACCAUGCCUGUGACCAGCCUGGUGUUGUGGUCCUCUGCAUCAUGGACUACGACACAGUGCAGUACUGUGACUUCCUGGGCUCCGUUGUCUCCUUUUGGGUGACCAUUCUGUGCAUGGCCCAAAUCAAAACGAUCCUGAAAUAUGUCCUCUGUGUGCUAGGGACCCUGUUCAUUGCGAUGUCUCUGCACCUGGAUCGCAGAGGGGUCUGGAACACGAUGGGGCCCUUCCUUGUCGCCCUCACUCUCAUGACUGUCCUCUGGGUUUCCCGCUGCGUCACCCGGCGCCAUUGCUACCCGCCCUCCUGGAAGCGGUGGGCCUUUUUCCUGCUGCCUGGGACUGGGUUGGCCGUGGUGGCCAUCGUGGUGUAUGCCUUCAUGGAGACCACGGAGAACUACUACUACACGCACAGCCUUUGGCACAUGCUGGUGGCCAGCAGCCUGGUCUUCCUGCUCCCGCCAGGAGACAAGCACCAGGAGCCCUGGGCCUGGUCCCGCAAGCUCCUCUGCCGCUACCAGAUAUGCAAAAACGACCGGGAGGAGCUCUACACGGUGACCUGAGGGCCGCCCAAAGGGGCCCACAGAAGGCUCCCUGGUGCUCUUGCUGCCCUGGGAGGAGCUGUUCCCGGAGGCAUGGAAAGAAGGGCUGCGCUUGUGAGCCUGGCCUUGUUGGGCCCCAGGGCGAGGAGAGCCUGAACACCCAGGAAGGAGGAGAUGAACCCUGGCAGGAGGAGGGCAGGAGCGCCUGGCUGGAGCCUGGCCCUGGAGGAAGGGCCCUGCAGCCUCUGCCCAGGAACCGCCAGCCUGCAGAGAACCCUCCCUCCCGGGGAGGCUGGCCGUUCAGCCUCCGGGCAGCAGAGGCUGGCUCCCAUUGAGUCUCCGGCAAAAGUGGGGCCAGCUGCUCCUCCGCCUGCGGCGGCCCUUGGGCUUCGCGCUUGCCCUUUGGGGCCUCUGCCCAGAUGCCUCCGAGAGCUCCAGCCCGCUCUGCCUGCCGCCUGGGGCGCGCUGGCUGUCUGGCUGCGGAAGGGCUGCUUCUGCAGCCGAAGACCUCAGGAAGAGCUGGCGCUGGGUCUGGCCUUCAUUUCAGAAACGUCUCCGUGGUUCGUUUAGUGCGCCUUUAUCCCAUUAAACCGUUUCGUCCUC
Molecule: messenger RNA, 2956 nt
Organism: Sceloporus undulatus (fence lizard)
Lineage: Eukaryota; Metazoa; Chordata; Lepidosauria; Squamata; Phrynosomatidae
Gene: PGAP6
Product: post-glycosylphosphatidylinositol attachment to proteins 6
Exons: 13
Coding region: 32-2374 (780 amino acids)
Cellular component (GO): plasma membrane
Source: RefSeq, a predicted model, not a curated record